UGGAAAUGAAGACAAAGAACAGGAGCAAGACUCUGCAGAAGCAAAGGAGCCUAUUGAGAGUUCACAAAGUCCACAAAGGGUACCAGAUGUUUCUGCAACAGAGUCCAGCAAUCAUGUGAUGGAAGAAACAAAGAAUGAAACAAAGUCUCCAGAAGUGCAGCCAAAAUCCUCAAUUGAUUUAACAAAGGAUUCUCAUGCAGUUUCAAAGAAUGUUGUGAUUAGAAAACCUGCAAAAGUGAUUUUUGGCACAGGUGAAACUGAACUGAAAUCAAAGACAGUGCAACCAUGGAAGAAAAAUCUUUGUGAGAGAAUGGAAGCAAGGGCCCAGGCAAUGCAGCAGAGAAUGCUAGAGCAGGGGGCCCUGAAGAAGGAACAAGAGCAAAAGAUUGCAAAAAAGCUCCCUGAGGAUAACUUGGCCAAAGAGUGGUUUAACACUGAAAGCAUGACUUUGACCACCCGUGUGUAUCUGCUGGAUAACCUUCUACCCACCUUGAUUCCUGGUGUAGAACAAAUGUUAAUGCAAGUAGAAAAGAAGAAACUUUUGACCAAAGCAGACAUUCCAGCCAAGUUUGACCCAAUUAAUUAUUUGGGGGAAUAUUUAAUGAGAAAUAAUACUCAUUAUAUCAAAGAUCCAGGAAUGUCUGGUUACCAGAGGGUGAUGAAAGAUGUCAUGGAAGACCUGAAGAUACAUGUUCCUGAUACCAUCAGCCACAGAGUGUCCAAGAUGAAGGAGAAUAUUAAACAGAAAAGACAACAGAGAGAGUACAUAAGCAGAGUCAAAGGCAAGGUGGCCAGCAUGAGGAGACAGGCUUUGGAGGAACAGUUCAGUGAAUGGGUCCUGGAUGCCAAAGGGAUGAUUCCUAUGGUUGUGAUUCAGAAUGUGCUUUAUGAUUUUUUUAAGAAGCCAGGCUUAAAUCUUGAAUCACAUUGCAAAGACCUGGAUGUGACCGACUUAAUAGAACCAGGACUGAACCAAGUGCAAUUCAUAGAAUACCUCUCUACACACACUGCAGACUUGAAAAGUGACACUUUUGAGGAAUUCCUUAAGCAUCUUUGCCACAGUGCAGAUGAAUUCCGAGAGGUCAUAAAAACUGACAUCCGAAGACAGAUGUUUGCUGAACUCUUCCUACAGUGUGACAGUGCAAAGGUGAAGGCUUUGAAUCGGCAAAGAACGUUGGCCUUGCUGGAAGCAUUCUAUGACCAAAGUCCACGAACACUUAGGAGUUUACUCCGAAACCCAAGACAAUGGCCUUUUGUAGAAUUUGAGGAGAUAGAGUUGCCUGAGUUCUGGGGAGACAUGGAUAUUCAGAAACACAUUUAUGAAGAUUUUGAUGAAGUAGUCUUAAAGAUGAAUGUAUUACUUUCUGAAAAACAUGUUGGUAAACCCCAAGAAAAUGAACAGAGACUAUCAACAGUACCACCAAACCUACCACAACAGCAGAGGGAGAUAAGUGCAGAACAAGAACCAGGUACAGAGUCAAUAACAGAUCAGCUCACUGUAGAACAAGGAAGAGGGUCAACUUCAGAGCAGGGAUCACUCAGAGACUCCAUAGCAGAACAAGAUACACACACACAGCAGGACUUAAAUAGAGAAGAUGAGCCACACAGAGGGUCAGUUUCAGAACUUGAGCAACACAGAGCAUCAGUAGCAGCAGGACAACGCAGAAGGUCGUCUGCAGAACAAGGACAUAGAAUAUCAGCUUCAGAAGGAGAAUCACUCAGAGGAUCAAUGAUAGAUCAAGGACAGUACAAAAGAUCCACAGGUCAGCGCAAAGGGUCAGGAGUGUCAGCUUCAGAAUAUGGAAAACAAGAAGAGUUGGUAGUAGAAGAGUCACUGAAAGAGUCAGAACAAGGACCACUGGCAGACGCCACUAUUCGAGAAGAGCAGGAGGUAGACUCAGCCUCACAACCAGAGCAAAGUAGUGCCUUAGGAACAAGUACAAAAUCUGAACACAUUCAAAUGGCAUCACAAGAAGAAAAGCCUUUGCAGCAAAUAAGCAAGGAAGAAGUAGUCAUGAAUUCUGAACUACAGGAGGAAGUUCCUACAUCAAGCAAAAGAGAUCAUCUUUCAGUAACUUCAAAAAAGGAUGCUCAAAAAGACAAAUCCUGUGAACCCAAGUCCCAAAAUAUAGAUGGAAAGUCAUGGUCAGGUGAAUUUUUGACUUGUAACUGGAAAAUGAAGUAUGUCAAAUAUGAAGAUGAGGAACAGGCAAAAUUAAUCUGUGGUGACCCCAGGUUCACAGACCUACACGCAAUUAUCAGAAAUUUACAGUCUUACAAGGAAGUAAAAGGUAGGAGCGACUUCAAUGGAGUUUCCUUCAAUUUGCUCCAGUUUGUGCAAGUCCUGGAGACAUUUGUUGGUGAAGAUACCCCCUUGAGUGUCAGUCAGAACCUCACCUCCUUUUUUCAGAAGGGCUAUGUUGAAACAAAAGGAGAAAAAAUGAGUUCUUUAGAACAGGUUAGACAAAAGGCUUUCCAAAUCCGACGGGGACUUCUCCUAGAAGCCCUCUUUCAGAAGUGGGACAAUGAUGGUUCAGGCUUUCUAGAUCUGAAUGAAGUUGAUGAACUCUUGUAUUCAUAUAAGGAGGGAAUGGAAAAAGAAUCUAUGAAGAAAGCUAAACUACACAUCCAGUUUCCAGAGCCACACCCUGGUCAUGAGGUAAAAUUGUCUUCAAAACAAUUUCAAAAAUACAUAGAAUUGGUUGUAUCUGAACUCAGGGGCAAUGAAGAUCAAGUUCUGGAUAGUGUUGUGGAAUUUCUCGUGAAUUCUUUGGUGAGGAGCCAUACUGAAGGUCUGAGGAAUUGUGCAAGACAGAAAUGGCUACAUCAAAUCCAGUAUGCUGCAGAGACAAGUGGGGUGUCCCUGGAGCCAGUGUACACUGAGACCUUCAAGGCCCUCAUGCAGGAUGCUGAGGCACAUGGAAAUAAGAAGAUCAGUGCUCACAUUUCCCUCUUAGAAGAAAACUUACUACUGCCAGAUAGAGGGAACGUGCUCUUGAGGAAUGUGGCUUGUACCCUUGAUGAUGCUCCAUUUGUACUGAACAAAGUACUUUACAGAGAUAUGGAGGGAAUCAGCUUUACAGUAGUUGAUGAAGGCAAGCCAAUCCAUGUCCCCCAAGUUCAGCACCAUGGGAACAUCUUCUUCUGGAACAAUUCCCGCAAUAAGAAUGAGCACAAUGGGUCUUUCCUGGCUCUACCUCUUCAGGAUGCAUAUAUGAGGAUCUUUGGGGUCCUGGCAGUUGACACUCUUCGAGAUCCCCAGGAAAUAAACAUAUUUCUACCACACGAGAUCAGAUUCUAUCAGGGUGUUGCCAAUGUUUUCAGCACGGCCUAUCACUAUGUUCACAGCAGGGAGCACAUCUUACACACCGUGACCACUGGCAUUAGCUGGCUCUACAAUAUCACAUCUGGGAUCACCUCCAUUACUACAUGCUUUGUUGAGCCUAGCCCAGGCCAGGAAGACUGUGUUUUGCGCAAUAUGAUGCUUACAGAGCAGCUAGGUCUAACAGAAAUUCAUACAGCUCCCCCUACCAUCUUGAGGAAGUCAUGCAUCUUCAGAGAUUUCCUCUUUAAGUGCACAGACACUUCAGAAGUUGUUUUGGCCUCAGCCAGUGGAGAAACCCACAUAGUAAUUCCACUUCGUGAGAGAACAAGAGAGGCUAUGGGAGUUCUUGAUGUGAACAUCGGACGGAGUAGGAUGUUGUUGUAUCAAGAAUACAAAGAUCUACAGAAAAUGAUAAAGAUGAUCCAAACUGCCUGCUAUGAAAUAUUGGGAGAAUUCUCUGGAGAAAUAAAGAAAAACUUGGUCCUAGAGAUGGAGAAGGCAGGAGAAGUCAAGCGUGCAGGCAUUCUCUUCUUCCGAACGAUGCUGCAGGAGCUCUUCUAA
Messenger RNA from Nannospalax galili (Upper Galilee mountains blind mole rat), 3886 nucleotides. RefSeq names its product EF-hand calcium binding domain 5 (gene Efcab5). Bases 119 to 3886 code for a protein of 1255 amino acids. The transcript is spliced from 22 exons. Gene Ontology annotation, molecular function: calcium ion binding. The record is from RefSeq and is a predicted model, not a curated record. NCBI's taxonomy places the organism in Eukaryota, Metazoa, Chordata, Mammalia, Rodentia, Spalacidae.